This is a messenger RNA of Bolinopsis microptera, 3336 nucleotides long. RefSeq names its product filamin-B-like. The transcript has 15 exons. Lineage: Eukaryota; Metazoa; Ctenophora; Tentaculata; Lobata; Bolinopsidae. The record is from RefSeq and is a predicted model, not a curated record. Gene Ontology annotation, biological process: actin cytoskeleton organization. Gene Ontology annotation, molecular function: actin filament binding. Bases 156 to 2378 code for a protein of 740 amino acids.
AGCUCUCUAGCAAGAAGAUCCAGAAAUCACUGCUCCAUUCUCUGAUUCUCUCUUCCAACAAGAUAGAUCAGACCGCAAUAUCUCUUUAAAAAUAACGAGAUACACCAGCAAAUCCCGUUGAAAAGAUAAGAGUAAAAUAUCAGGGUACCCUGUGAAUGCCCCCCUACGUAUCCCCUCUGAAUCCACAUAAUCACAACACUGCAAAAAGUAAACAGACGAUGCAAAACUCCCCGCGUAUCCAAGCUCACACCUUCAUACGAUGGAUGAACAACAAGCUAGUAAAGGCCCAGAAGCCCCUGGUGAGGUCCCUGGUCCGGGACCUGCAGACUGCUGCCCCACUGAUAGCACUGGUGGAAGUGUGCAGGGAGAAAGAGCUACCGUUCAAGUACCACGAGGAGUGCGAGACGGAGCAGCAGAAGGAGGAGAACUGGAAGAAUUUCUUGGGUUUUUUGGUGGAGGAGAGGGUCGUGGAUCAGGAGUUUACUGAAACUUCAAACGAAGAAAUAAUGGGAGGCAAUGUUAAGCUGAUACUAGGACUGGUUUGGAUGCUCAUUCAGAAAUAUCACAUACAAGCUGAAGACGCCAAAAGAGCCAUGCUCGACUGGAUACAGGCGGUGAUCCCAGAAUCCAACAUAAAGAACUUCACGACGGACUGGAACAACGGUCGUGCACUCUCAGCACUAGUUGAAACCUGCUUACCUGGUUCAAUACCUGACUGGAACCUGUUAGAUGAGAACAACGCUGUGGAAAACAUCACCUCUGCUAUGCAGACAGCAGAAGAGGAACUGAGUAUCCCAGCUCUGCUAGCUCCAGACGACAUGGCUAACCCCGAGGUCGACGAACUCAGUAUCAUGACGUAUGUCAGCUGCUUCAACACUCAACUGUUCAACAAUCUUCUAUUUUGGCUCCGUGCCAAAGUACCUCACAGGAGUAUUGAGAAUCUGACACUAGACUGGAAUAACGGUGUGAACCUGGCCUACCUAGUGGAGGCUCUGGCACCUGGUAGUUGGGAGAAUAUGGAUGAUGUUAGCCCUGAUACGGCGGAGGAAAAUGUUAAGACUGGUUUGAAGAUCGCGUAUGAUGCGCUGGGAGUGUUCCCUAGAAUAAAGGUGGAGGAGUUCAUGAAUCACGAGAUUACAGAGCUGAACAUGGCUACUUACAUGUGGCAAUUUAGGAACAGCAAGAUAACAUCAGGCUAUGCGGAGAACACAGCACAGCGCUGCAUCGCAUCAGGUCUGGGACUGACACGAGGUACCCUGGGCGAACCUUCCAAGUUUACAGUUCAUGCAGGGAAUGCUGGGGUGGGAGAGUUGCAUGUUAAGAUAUCUAACCCUGGCAGCGAACCUAUUGUCCCUCUGAUAGAAGACCUGGGUCUAGGAGAAUACAGUGUAACCUACGUUCCUAACCAGUUUAUAGACCUAAUCAUAUCGGUCACGUGGGCUGAACAACAUGUGCCAGGGUCCCCCUUCAAGGCUGUAGUUCUGGGACCUCCUGAUGCUACCAGAUGUGUAGUCAGCGGAGAAGGAAUACACAUCGCCAGGCCUGGUUGGCCAGCAGAGUUCUUAGUAAACGCUCAAACCGCUGGAGUAGGUCAUCUUACUGCUAAUAUCCAAGGCGCGAACUCUAAUCCUAAUGUUGAGAUCGAGGAAUAUGCAGAGGGAAAGUUCAGGGGAACUUAUAUCGCUAAAGAAUCUGGUGAUCAUGACUUGUUCGUGUACUGGUGCAACGAGCCGGUUCCAGGAAGUCCUUUCCUGGUACACGUGGAGGAAUCCCUCCCUCCCAGUGCUAUGAUAAAAACUACCGGCGGCAGGAUGUUGCAGAUAGACACGGUACACAGAGCAGGGGAGAGUAUAGAGUUAGAUGUUGACACACAGGAGGCUGGAGACGGACAACUGGCGGCUGUAGCUAUCGGACCUAAGGGAGACGCGGUCCCCGUGGAGAUAAUAGCCAACAGAAACAGAACAUUUACACUGAAACUUCUUACUUCUAGGGGUGGCAGGUACUUAGUGAACGUUUACUUCAACGGAUCCCACAUUCCAAACUCUCCCUUUAAAGUGCGUGUGUGUAACCCGGAAGCGAUAUGGGCAGAGGGUCCGGGCUUGAUGGACAGUUUUGUGGGUGAUCAGGGCGAUUUCCAAGUCUUCACCAGAGACGCUGGACAUGGUACACUAAGUGUGCGAGUAAACGGACCUAAAGACAAAUUUCGAGUAGACAUGUGGAAGGGCGCAGAACGGACCGUCAACUGUAGAUACAACCCAGAAGUAGCUGGAAAGUACACUAUCAACAUCAAGUGGGAGGACGAGCAUAUCAAGGGUAGUCCAUUCACGAUACAAGUCAGAAAACGUCCGGACAACGGAUCAGACAUUGUAGCGAGAUGAGUUUACGAUUACCAGACUUUACUGAGUGUACGGUACAAAUAGUACCAUAGUACUGUAAGGACUUAAUUCUUGACUUCGCUGUCAAGGCAGCGUCUAGUACCCCUUUUUCAACUCUGACCAUCUAUUGUAGCUGUUGUCUAUUCUUUUACAAUCCUGAAUCUGUUGUAUCUGAUAUUUCUGCUACAGAAAAUAUCUGGCACAGAAAAUAUGAUAGAGUGUAGAGGAGGUUUCGUCUACCGGAAAUAUAAAUAUCUCCGAGAUUGAUCUCUUAAUGGUUCUUAUUAAAACAUGACAGUCGUGAGCACAGAGCAUUGAGCGUGAGCAUGUCUUCAAAAUGAGUAUAAUCAUCGAAUAUACGCACUGAAAUUCUGGACAAAGAGCCAACCUCUUUGCUGAUAUGACGUGACGAUUGGGGUCAUCUAAGAAAAGUGAGCGAACACGCAAUUAAUUUGAGUAAUGAGAUGUAUUGUUAUCUGUAAAUUUUAAUAAUAUUUGAUUUGAAUUUUAUUGCUAUAUGCUAUAACGGAUUUGUGAAUAAAUUAUGGACAGAAUGUUUGUGAUCAGUAAACAAUAAAGUAUAAACAUGUAGGGUGAAUUUUAUGGGCAUAUCUGAAAGUAUGGUUAAUUUGUAGAGAAAAAAGUUUAGAGAAGCACAUUUUAAAUUCUACGCUUUAUUAACAAUCUAAUCAUAGUUAUAUUGAUGAAAAUAAUGCCUUUUUGGGCGUUUAUUUCUCUUGUGUCUUUCUUUAUAUUAGAUCACUAUCUCCUGCACUUUAUUGCUAAGCACUAAGAGUAAGAAUAUUCUCAAUCUUGUUGAUAAUUAGUCGUGAAAUUUUUCACUGUCAGAUUAUUUAACUUCGUUUACUGUCUUUUAAUUUUUGAGUAACUCAAAAGUUUAUUGUGAAUUACAUUUAGAUGAAGAUAUUGUAUUAUGGUUUUUAAAAACUUGUUCAAUUUU